Colletotrichum karsti is the source of this 1932-nucleotide messenger RNA. RefSeq lists its product as uncharacterized. Gene Ontology annotation, biological process: translational initiation; formation of translation preinitiation complex. The transcript has a single exon. Gene Ontology annotation, molecular function: translation initiation factor activity. The coding region runs from base 1 to 1932 and encodes 643 amino acids. Lineage: Eukaryota; Fungi; Ascomycota; Sordariomycetes; Glomerellales; Glomerellaceae. The record is from RefSeq and is a predicted model, not a curated record.
AUGUUCAAGAAGAAGCCGACCGUCAAAUCGCUCGCCCCGUUGAGAUCCUCCGACCGCAGGAAGCUUGCCGACCAAGUCAUCAAGGACUACGGCCUCGAUUCGAAGCUCGUACCGAUCACCGACGACCAGACGCCCGAGCAGAAAGCCGAAGCAACAGCCGUCCAGUCCAACCUGCGAAAAUCUUUGUUCCCCGAGAACCUGCAGUCUGCGCGCUUCACCAACACCUACGGCCCCGAUCUGAAGCAGGCCUCCGGUACCCUGUACGUCGGCAGUCACGAUGGCGAGGAGCCCCGAGUCCUAUGGUUCCAGAUGGAGGGGGUCGUCUACCCCACGGUCUACACGCUAUGGGCGAACACGGAUAUCGUCCCGCUCCUCCACACCCCAGGCAUCGUCGUGAAGAAGCUGCAGACGGGCGCCGACCUCAUGACGCCGGGGCUGUUCGGCGGCCCACCAUUCCCCGAGAAGGCGAGGAAAGGCGCCGUCGUCGCCAUUGCGAGCUUGGAGAACCCCUCGGUGCCCGUCGCCGUGGGGCAGUGCGAGAUCGACGUCAGCGCGCUCCAGGCGGUGCGGGGUGCGAAGGGGCACGCCGUUAAGAAUCUGCACUGGUUUGGCGACGAGGUUUGGAGCUUCAGCACCGAUGGCAAGCCCGGAAGGACGGCACCCGAAGAGAUCGCAGGCUGGGUCAAGGUCCUGGAGGUACGCGGGCUGAUCGAGAACCUGAGCGGAUUGUCCCUGGAGGACCAAGACGAAGGAGGGGGCGCUUCGCUGGAAGAUCAGGCCACGGGCGACGACGCCGCUGCCGCCGAGUCAGGGGAGGCGGCCGCAACCAACGACGACGACGAGAUUCCCGAUUUCACCCAGAAAGAAAUUGACGAGGCCUUCCGCAAGGCGUUCCUCUUCGGCAUCCACCAACACAAGACCUCCAACUCAUCACAACCAAACUUCGGGCUCGUCUUCCCACUGUCGCAAUCGUCCGUCAUGUCCACCCUCAUACAACCCUUCUUGCCUGCGCACACGCCAAAGCAGGCACAGCAACUGCAGAUCAAAAAGACGUCAUGGAAAAACAUCAAGAAAUUCAUCAAGACCCUCGACAAGGAGGGAAUUCUCAAGAGCAAAGAAAAGGACGGUCGCGAAACGGUUAUUUCGGACGUCAAGUUCGACCACCCCGCAAUCGUCGACUUCAGGCCGUAUCGACUGCCGAAGAAGGAGACCGCCGGAGGUGCGUCCCAAGGCCGAGGCGAGACCGCGACGACGAAGAUCGACGUGGGCGACGACUCGGUGGGGCAGAAGCUGAAGAUCGUCUCGUACUUCAAGCCGACGUCCAAGCUGCAGCCCAUCUUCGAAGCGGCAUCCAAGACCUUUUACACACAACCCGAAGUGCGCGAGGCAGUCACCGCCUACAUCGAGGGCGAGAACCUCGUUUCGGAAACGAACAAGCGCAUCGUCAAGCUGGAUCCGAUCCUCGCCAACGCCGUCUUCACCGGGUCCGGACCUGCGGACAAGGCCGUGAUCGCCAAAGGUUCUGUCCAGCGCGACACUCUAAUCGAAAGGGUCCAGGGCGCCAUGGCCACAUCGUACGCUAUCGUUCGGAAUGGAACAGACCCAAGCAGCAUCAAGGCGAGGAGCGGCUCACCGCCCAAGAUCCACAUUACUCUCGAGACGAGGAGCGGGAACAAGACCGUCACGAAGGUGUCUGGGUUGGAGGCAUAUCACAUCAACCCCAAGCAGCUGGCUGACGAGUUGAGAAAGGUCUGUGCUGGAUCUACAAGCGUCGAGCCUUUGGCAGGUGCAGCGAAGAAGACCGAGGCGCAGGUCAUGGAGAUCAUGGUGCAGGGGCCGCAGCAGGCUGCGGUCGUGAAAGCGCUGGAGAAGAGAGGCGUCGACAAGAGGUGGAUGGAUGUUGUAGACAAGACGAAAGGGAAGAAGAGGUAG